Molecule: messenger RNA, 3814 nt
Organism: Notechis scutatus (mainland tiger snake)
Lineage: Eukaryota; Metazoa; Chordata; Lepidosauria; Squamata; Elapidae
Source: RefSeq, a predicted model, not a curated record
UGUGUAAAGGCACUUUAGCCAGAAGAGCUCACGGAUGCUUCACAAAGAUCUGUUUCACAACAACGUCUGUCAGUGGUCUUUUCAGCCAGAAAAAGGAAAGCGAUUAUAAAUUCUGUAACCUGUAAAAAAUAUCAAAGUAAUUAUGGAAACCUCAACCAUGCAGAUGAAAACUCAAGUCCAGCAACAUUACUCUUCUGAGGUUUCUACCUCCAGCUCAGUGGAGCAUAUGACUCAGGCAACCAAAAUCACAGAAGAGAAAUCCUCUUCUUCUGUAGAGUCCUUCAGCAUGGUUUCUCAUUCUGUGGAAAUCCCUGCUGGAGAGAGCAUUCCUGAAUUUAUGGUGAAGCCUCAGCCACUGACAACUUCCGAAGGAGAUAAGGCUAUAUUCCGAGCCAAGGUGACAGGUAACCCCAAGCCCAAUGUUACAUGGAAAAGAGAAAGUGGGUUGCCACUCAAAGAGGGAUCAAAGGUAUUUUUCGACAGCAUCAAUAAAGAGUACGUCCUCAAGUUAGAAAACCUCACAGGUGGUGACGCUGAUCUUUAUAAGUGUAUCGUUUCCAACAGGCAUGCUGACAUUAUCUAUACAGUAUCCCUGGUUAUAGCUGAAGGUCAAGAAAAGAUGGAUUUCAAAAAAAUGCUGAAAAAAAGGGGGCUUCCUACUCCAAAGAAGGAGAAAAAGGUGACUGAUGAAAAGGAAAUGCUGGAGAUCCUCUCUCAUGUGCCUAAGAAAGACUUUGAGAAGGUCUGCAUGGAGUAUGGUUUCACCGAUUUUCGAGGACUUCUAAAAAAGCUGAAGCAGAUGAAGAAAAAAGAAGUUGAGGCGAUAAAGAUUCUAAAACCUUUGGAAGAUGUUUCUGCUAAAGCGGACUCUACAGCAAUAUUUGAUUGUAUUCUGGAACUCAGGGAUGCCAAUAUGAAGAUGAUGUGGUUAAAAGGUGAUGAACCGCUGCGUCUUCAAUAUUCUUUAGGGAAAUAUGACGCAAAACAGAUGGGCACUAAGUUUAUGCUGUACAUCGCUAACGUCAACAAAGCUGACUUAGGUGCCUACUCUUUUGUCAUUGGUGAUAAAGUUCUGUCUGCAAAUUUGCAUGUAAUAGACGAGCCUCUGCAGUUUUUGUCAGAUCUAACACCCAUGAAAGUAAACGAAAGGCAAACUGCUGUACUUGAGGUCCGCCUUUCCAAAAAGGUCUCCAACUUUGUUUGGAAACUGAAUGGAAAAGAGUUGAAGCGGGAUGAGAAGUACGAGAUCAUCACCUCCGAAGAUGGCUUGACACACACGCUGAAAAUUAAAGAUGCCCGCCUGAGUGACAUGGGGAAGGUCAGCUUUGAAGGUGGAGGCCUGUUGACAGAAACUGAGCUUUUCAUUCAGAGAACACCAAUUAAGUUUGUUAGAAACCUGAAGAACGUCCGAGUCAAGGAGAAAAGCAAAGCUUGCCUGGAAUGUGAGCUGACCAGUAAAGAUGUGGUGUUGAAAUGGAUGAAGAACGGGAAGGUGAUUGGGAAAUCUCAGAAAUUUACCAUGACCCGUGAAGGGAAGACGGCAGAAUUGAUAAUAGAUGAUACCGAGCUAAGUGACUCGGGAGAAUAUAUGGUAGUUGCCACACAAGAAGGUGACCCUACAGAAUACUACAGCAGUUGUAAUGUAACUGUGGAAGAGAGAUUUGCUACAGUCAAGAGUGGCUUAUCAGAUGUCCAAGCAGCUACAGGAGACCCAGCAGAGCUUUGUGUUGUCCUGAAUGAUGAGAAAGUGGAAGGUGUGUGGCUGAAGGAUGGCAAAGAGAUCACAGAUAUGAGAGGAAUCCAGAUUGUCAAGCAAGGAGCUGUGCACAAAUUGAUCAUUGACAAGAUGGGUGAGGAAUAUGAAGGGAAGUAUACUUUCAGAGCAAAAGGAGCAGAAACUGAGGCCACCGUCAGCAUCGCAGUGACAAUUCUGAAAAAGGAAUGGAAGAAUCUCCUUCUAUUUGUGUUCUGCUUCAUCACGCUUAAACUUUUUUUUUCAGAUCCUCCAGGACAAGCGUCUCAACCUCAAGUUACUGAUGUUUCGAAAGAGGCAAUUACCAUUACUUGGAAUCCUCCAGCUAACGAUGGUGGGUCUCCAGUUACAGGUUACAUUGUGGAAAGAAGGAAGAAAGGUAGCAACCUCUGGGUGCCUAUAUCCAAGGAACCAAUUCAAGAUACUAAGUGCACAGUGGAUGGUUUACUGGAAGGUGCGGAAUAUGAGUUCCACGUCAUAGCAGUGAACCGAGCAGGGCCAGGAGCUCCCAGCAGUGCUUCCAGCUCAGUUGUAGCAAAAGAUCCCAUCAAGCCUCCUGGGCAGGUGAAGGGAUUGCACGUGGCUGAUUCUUCCCAAUCCAGCAUUUCAUUGGCAUGGCAAGAACCUGAUGAGGGUGAUCCACCUUCAGGGUACAUACUGGAGAUGCGACCUGAGGGCACCAAGGAAUGGUCCAAGUGUACCAAGAUCCCAAUUUCUGGCAAGAGUUACACCGUGGGAGGUCUGCAGGAGAGGCAGAAGUAUUUCUUCCGUAUCCGAGCUGUCAAUGAAGCUGGAGUGGGAGAACCGAUUGAGCUGAAAGAAGGGGUUCUGGCCAUGCCCCCUCCAGUUGGUCCAAAGUUUGAUCUGAGUGUCAGACUAAAGAGUCAUAUGGUGGUUCGUGCUGGGACUGCCCUCUGCAUUCAUGCUUCCUUUAUUGGCUCUCCUCCUCCCAAUGUUGUGUGGCAAAAAGACGGGGUUCCCACAAAGGGGAGAGAAAGCAUUACAAAAGGCAAGCAUCACUCCCAGUUCCUCAUCCAUAGCACCAAACGCAUCGAUUCUGGACUCUAUCGGAUCGUGCUGAGUAAUGAUUACGGAGAGACACACUACGACAUCCAUGUCAGAGUGACAGACUUCCCAAGGCCACCUACUAAUCUGAACCUCUACGAAGAAGUGCCAAACACUGUAACACUAAAGUGGGAUCAUUCUCCAGAUGUGAAGGAGGAUGACGAUGCCCAUUAUGUCAUUCUAAAACGUGACACCAGCACUGCCACUUGGUUCACUGCAGAGGAAAAAGUGUACAAUAACAAGUAUACUGUUACUGGUCUGCUUCCUGGCAGGAAAUAUUUCUUCCGGGUGAUUGCCCGCAAUGACAUCGGUGACAGUGAUCCUUUGGAUUCAAAAGAUUCCUGGUAUAUCGAUAAAGAUAUAGACCUUUUCCAUGCCAAGAUGAAGGAGUACCAUGAGCGGGACUGGAGCCAUGCUCCCCAUUUUAUAACGCGUCUGAAGAACCACCUAGUGUGCCGAGGUCAUGACUGUACCAUGAGCUGUGCUUUCUUGGGAAACCCCCGCCCAACGGUUACAUUGUACAAGGGCGAAGUCAAUAUCACAGCCCAUUCCAAAUUCUGGUACAAUUCAACAAGUGGUGUCUGUACACUGAUGAUUCCCACAUGCACUGCCAAGGAUAGCGGCGAGUACUCCAUACUAAUUGAGAAUGAGCUUGGGGAAGAAAAAUGCAGUUGUACCUUGACAGUAUAUGAAAAAGAUGAUAGAAGCCUUUUGGACACAAUUAUUGGCAGCCUGCAGAAAUCAAAACAUCUCAUGUGAAGUUGAACCACAUACUUCACCAAAUACAAAUUUCAAGUAUGGUUCAGCAUCAUUCAGACUGUUUUGGGUUGUUUGUGGUUUGAGCUCUUUGGGACUGUAUAAUUAUUAGUAGUCUUGUAAUGCAAAUAUGAUGCUUGUAGUCAGGCUGUCAUAGGGACAGUAGAUUUGCCAUCAGACGACUAAGAAGAUGUAGAUUAUUUUAGUUAUAAUUAAUAAUACAUGGUGCAUACUUAGAAA